AACCAUGCUAGUCGAUAAGUGGUUUGGCUUGGGAUUCGUGCGAAAGUGACGAGAGGGAAUUUCGUUCACGGUUCUCGAGGAAUACACUACUAUUUUUCGAUGCACGUACUCUAUUCACGACGCGUGACCGUCGUCUUCGUGACACGUUUGUAAUACUUGUUGGACUCCCACUCCCUGUCCCGUAAUAGAUGGAGGCACUUCAUAUCCGGUGAGAAGGCUUUCGACGGCCAGCAGCAUCCAUUCAUGACGCUUAGGAUUCUAGAUUUUUUUACGGAUCAUGUGAAAUUGAAAGUCAUCAAAUAAAGUGGAGGCGAGUUUCAAAACUAUUAACAUGACUGCGUCAACACAUCACCUCGAGGGCCUGCUGCAAGAUCUGUGGGCGGCGGUGUUCUCCACAAGUUUCACCCCUGCAUCAAGUCAUCUCCCCGUUUCGCCACUGUUCUCCCCACACAAUCGAGCCUCGACCGCUUCUUCUCACGACGCCAGUGCUCGUCUUCAUCACAUCAAACUCGUUUCACCAUCAACAUCGUUUGACCAGCUGGAACCCCUCGUGCCGGAAAAGGGUCAUCCGCAAUUUCCGAACGUCUCAGACCCCCUGCAGAUGAAAAUGCAGCUGCAGCGGCCCGUUCUCUGCUAUCGUAUGCAUCGCAAAAGUAAUAUCGCACCCGUCGUACAACUACUUGGAGCGGUUAUGCAUGAUGACAAAUCUGCUUCCUAAAAAGGUAAACCAGCAUGACAAUAAGCUCCCGUACUCAUGCUGAAAAAAAAUUGUAUUUAUGAAAUUUUUACUGUUGUACACCAUUAUACUUUUCCACUGCAUAUACCCAGUUCUGGAGCAACCUGUUCGGUCGGCGCGGGACGGCUUCGCCCUCAACGCCGCGGUACAGGCCCAGGCGGAGCGCAAACAAGUGGCCCUGCAGGCGGGGCCAGACACAUCAGCACUACCGGACGUGGACCAAGCGGGGGCGAGCGCGCGCCAGGGAGGCGGCGGACACAGCUCUGCCGGAGAAACAAGCGCUGGGGCGGCACCACUGGGCGCUGCCGCGGGGACGAGUGGGGAUGCGAACGUAGCAGCUGGAGGCAGUGCUGCGAGUGCUGCUGCGGGUUGAAGAAGCAAAACCGACGUCGGUGAACCGAGAAGAACUCUGGUGCCAGCCGUGUUGUUUCGAAAGGACGAAGAUUAGUAAGUCUGCCAGCUUUAUUCCGACACGGAGCAGUUGUUUCUGUACAUCGUAUUUCUGUUUUCUGCACCGAGCAAGAGCAUCAUCGUCGUUGUGAGUGCCCAACACGUCGGAUUGCCAAAUAACGCAGGGUUUUUUCUUUUCUUUGUUUCACUGAAUGAAUAAAGCGAUUCUUGGAAGGCAGCUAUUUUCAUCACCGUCUGAUACUUAGUGGUCUUGUAGGAAUAUCAAGAAUCAACAGCGCAACAGGAAAAAACUACAGAAUUUUUCUGAGGACCCUUCCUCAGUUGGCAUUCACGACCUCCUGACCACCUCAUCCAUGAGCCUGUGUUUAUUCAACAAUCAUCGUCCGGUUGGAAAACGAAAC
Messenger RNA from Amoebophrya sp. A120, 1548 nucleotides. NCBI's taxonomy places the organism in Eukaryota, Dinophyceae, Syndiniales, Amoebophryaceae. The record is from the annotation of a GenBank genome assembly.